AUGGCGGCACUGGAGUGCAGUUCCAUCGAAAGGAAAGAUUUUGGUGAGAAAAAUGCCACAAAGCUUGCACUUUCGUGCAAAAAGAACGGUGUGAGCAAUGGAUGUUACUGUGAGGAAAAGAUGGAGACCAGAAAUAAGUGCAGAUCUCACUUACUUGACAAAAUACUUCGAUUAAACGGGAGCGUCAAAUCAAACAAUAACAAUUGCUUUCCCCGUCCGACUGUUACAACCCUAAGAUCCCGACGAGAAAGAGAUUCAGCUGGCGCUGAGCCUGUCAAACGCCGCCGCAGAUCAUCAAGGCAUGACCCAGGGGACACUAGAAUCAGUGAGCCACCGGAUGCUGAUACAUUGAUGCCGGUUACCCCAGAUACGCCCGACAGCUUAGAAGUGGCAUCUAUCACCCGAAACUGCUGCCCAACUGCUACUAGACCUGUAUGCAAUAGUGGUUCGCAUAUCAAGGAUAUAGCAGAGUUAUUCCCCCUAGUCACAAAAACCAACGGGAUCGUGCCAGUUCAAGUGACGCCCGACCCUUCACGGUCCAGCACACCCAUUUCCCUAGUAGCCCCAAGCCCAAGUUGCAGCUCGCUUGGGAGUCCAACAGGAAAAGGGGAUGCAACGCCGACUAAAGAAACCGACGGGCCGAUUGAGUGCCAAUGGAAGGACUGUGGAAACAUGUUCGGUGGUGGGGAAAUUAUGGAACACAUUCGUAGCUGCCAUGUGAUUGCACAGAAAGGACGGGAGAAAUUCAUGUGUCUAUGGAAAGGUUGUAAGGUUUACAAUAAACCGUCAAGUUCGAAGUGUUGGCUUGAUAGACAUAUUUUGACACAUAGCGGAGAUAAACCGUUCAGGUGUAUAGUCGACCGAUGCGGGCAGCGUUUUACGACUCAGGGAGGAUUUGAACGUCACGUUAACAGUCAUUUCAACGCUCAAGAACAAUCGCCCAAUCACAAAAACCCGAAACACGGCAGGGAGGACACACCAACUAAACUGUUCAAACGGAAGCGGUUAAAAACCAAACGAAGAGCUGUUAAAGUUAAAACGGAUGAUUACAUCGACACUGGUACGAUGGAACGAUUGCAGCAUCAGCUUAACGUUAUUGCCCAGAGAACUGAAAUUGAUCUCAAUAACAGUAACAUCUCAGUUACAUUCCAUAGUUCUGUGAUUGCCCGGCGCAAGGAGGGGUCCGGGAAGGUCCAGUUUCUCCUGCACUGGACGCCGGAAGACAUUUUACCUGACGAGUGGGUGAGCGAAACUCAGGUGCAGAUAUUACAAUCUCGCGUCAUUCCGGUUCACCAUCUACCUCCGGACACUGUCACCAGUCUACAUCCAUCAAUCUACAGACAGCAGCGCUAUCGUAAACAUCGCAGGAAAUAGCAUCGCCAUCUCUUCAUCGAAUCGAAGAUUUAAGAAGCGUCAUCUCUGCAUAUUGAAGCAUCAUUGUUUCGAAUAUUCAAGAAUCUUUGUCUGAAUAUUAUAGUAAACAUCGUAGGAAAUAGCAUCGUCAUCUCACCACCGUCAGGAAGAUUCAAGAAUCAUUAUCUCCGUAUAUUGAAGCGUCAUCGUCUUGAAUAUUAUUGUUAACGUCGCAGGAAAUAUGGUCAUAUAGACACGCAUUUAGGGACUCCUAUUGUUUUGAUGAAUAGAUAAUCCAUUCAAAUCUGUCAAGUGAGAUAUUGUAUACAUCGCAGGAAUAGCACCAUUUAAUUGAAUAUUCAACACUCAUUUAAGUAUUCAUCUAUUUUGGUAUCCGUACAACGUACAUCCAUCCAUCUUCUUGGAACAACUGAGAUAUUACAAACAUCGCAGGAAGUAGCAUAGUAGUCGUAGUAAUCGAAUGAAAGUAGUCACCUCAAACACCUUUUUUUGCAUCAUCAAUCAUAUGAAAUAUACACAUAAAGUUGAAAGACUUGAAUUUGUAUAAACAUUCAAAUAGCUUCCCUAAUCGAAGACAGCAGAUAGCUCCGCAUCUUGAAUUACCUUUGUUUGCAUCUUAAAGCCAUACAGGUUGUAUAAGUUCAAAAAUGUAUCUGGAUGAAUAUGCUUCAAGAAAUUUAAGACUGCAUCGAAAACAAUGCAUGAGAUUGUAAGGUAUAACAGGAAUAUGAGCUCUAGGCCAUUCUUACAAUAAUCAUAAGUCUGAGUUUAGACUUGUAAACACUCAGAACGGCAGGUUUUUUAAAUGAAAAUACUUUUUGGUAUUCCAUUCGAUUUACCAAAAAAAAGGUUAGAUAAAACCAAAAUUUGAGUGGAAUUAUAUUCAUCAGAUCUCACCACGUUCAGUUUUGAGUCCGAGUCUGAACUCCGACUUAAGACUGUCUGUAAACAUGGCUGCAGAACUAUUCUCUUAUCCUAAUCUCUAUAAAAUAGAAUAUCUUACACACCCUCUAUAAGUAAAUUGUUAUUUUUCGGAUAUGAUCUGUGGUGCUCAUAUUUGAUUGUGUUAAGUCUCACUUUUUGCACCUAAACAGCUGCAAAUUUAAACAAUAUGUUAUUUUUUAUCUGUUAGCAUUCAUUGAUGCACUAUUAGCGAACAAAGUCACAUCGGAACCAUUGACAAACCAUAGUCUUGAUUUUCUGUCAUUUUGAUAGCAACGACUUAAAAACCAUUUAUUAUAGUGCCAUGUGUUACAGACAUAUAAACCAUGGAUUGGAAACUGCCCGAAGAAAUGAAUUACCCACAAUCUUAUGCAACAUGUAUCUGAAAAUUUUGCCAGUUUAAUUAUUAUAGCGGAUAUGAUAUCUGCUGAAAUCUCGCUUCUCGCGAGCAUAGAAAUGUAAUCUUUACAGACAUAUAAUGAAGUUUCCAAUGCUUGGUUUAAAUGUCUGUGCAUGCUUUAAAUAAGCCUUCAAUUAUUUAUUUAUUUUUUAUACCUCUAGUUCAAUACCUCUGGGCCAUGUUUCAGAAGGGAUCAUAUGGCGGAACAUAGUUUCUUUCUUUGCAUAACUUUGGUUUGGCGUGAACUGCGUUCCAAUAAAAAUAUACGUACAUCACAAAGAUUCUGUCAGUAACUUAAAGGACGUACCUGAACACUCUUACGCAUGGUUAAGUCUACGACUAAGAUAUCUUAUUAGAACUGGCCCCAGAACCCUAUUACAUUAUGCGCUUUGUCAUGUAUUGUUGGAUAGUUAACGAACAAAAUCUUAUGUAAUCCACAUACCAAAUUGGCGUUGAGAGUUAAAAUUAGAAAUUGAAGCAAUUUUUUUAGAAUUAAUUUGUAAAUCCUUAAUAUCUCAACAAGAAGCACUUCUAACUGAGCUGCUGAAAAAAUAUUUUAAUGUUGGCUUGUGCGUUACCAGAUUGACAUAAAAAAAAAAUUGAUUGCAUUUACUUUUUAAAAGCAAUGAUAAAAAACCGAAUGAAAAAUAGUCUGUUAUCCUAUGGAAAUCAAGUAGUUUUAUGGCCUAAAAAAAUCAUGUUUUUGGUUAUUUGAUCGACCCUAUUUAUUUUCUAGUGUCUCAAAUAAAAUUUUACACCACCAUGCUGUUAAUAAGUCAUAAGAUAUUUGUUCUAUAUUACAUCAAAAAAUGCUCUCAAUAGUAACUAAUAUGGCUUAGAAAAAAGAAAAGAAUCGAGCCAUAUCUUUUAACCAAAAACAAACCUUUUUUUCAUCCCUAAUGGAUGUGUACUGUGGUUGCUGUCGAUAAGUAUUUAAUGUUAAGUCAUGUUGUAUCUUUAAAAACAUUUGUCAUAGAUUAUUCAUGUAUGAGUAUGUUGUAAAUAUGUCAUCGUAUUUUACAAUUUCAAGGUCUUUCAUUUGGACAUAACCAAAAUAGUCCGUGUUGAGCUUGAUUUUUUUCCGUGUAAACAUUGUAAUUUAUAAAACAGUUUACAAUGGUUUUAACCUUCUAGAUUUUGUUUUUAAAAAAUCACUUGAUUUCUUUGCAAAUGUCUACAUGAAAUGUGACAGUAAAUAGACCUUAAGUAUAUUUUAAAUUGAUUUUGUAAUAUUAUUAUUAUUAUUAUUAUUAUUAUUAUUUACAGACUGUUUAUGUUAUUGUUCAAAUUGUAAAUGAACUGUUUAAAUUCACUGAGAGAGAGCAAUACAUGUGUUUGGUAUGUAGGAAUAGACCAUAUGAAAUAGAGGUCUCCAAUUAUAUUUAUAUCUUGUGUAAGAAAUUGGUUGUUUCUACAGUAUUAUUACAUUAUAUAUCAUAUUUUCAUGAUAAAUGAAUAUAGAUAAGUGUACUGUAUACUCAGAAUUAAACCUUAAUGAUGGUACAAGUAGCAUUUUACAAACACACAUACAUGUACAAGUAGCAUUUUGCAAACACACAUACAUGUACAAGAAGCAUUUUACAAACACAUACAUGUACAAGUAGCAUUUUACAAACACACAUACAUGUACAAGUAGCAUUUUGCAAACACACAUACAUGUACAAGUAGCAUUUUACAAACACACAUACAUGUACAAGUAGCAUUUUACAAACACACAUACAUGUACAAGUAG
This is a messenger RNA of Mya arenaria, 4448 nucleotides long. RefSeq names its product zinc finger protein aebp2-like. Gene Ontology annotation, biological process: regulation of transcription by RNA polymerase II. The transcript is spliced from 6 exons. The record is from RefSeq and is a predicted model, not a curated record. NCBI's taxonomy places the organism in Eukaryota, Metazoa, Mollusca, Bivalvia, Myida, Myidae. The coding region runs from base 1 to 1374 and encodes 457 amino acids. Gene Ontology annotation, cellular component: ESC/E(Z) complex.